UCCCUUCGUCUCAACUUCAAGGGUGAUAUCAAUCCGGGUAUGACCGCCCCUUCGAUGAACGUUGCGUCUAAAGACUGUCCGAAAUGUAAAUCGCGCCGAAUCCAAUGUGAUAGGACCUUGCCCGGUUGCCGAAAGUGCUUGCGCCGAAAUUACGAAUGUCCCGGCUAUGGACUAAUUCUGCGCUGGAAGCAAGCUAUCCCCAGUAGAGGGAGACUGGCAGGAGAUGGACCGGUUGCUGGCGACCCCAGAGACCCAGACCGGACCCUACGUGAGGUGGUGUCUCUGACACCAGUAGACCGUGGACCAAGCUCCCCACUGGAUAGUGUCUCUGGUCCAUUGCUGCAUCAUUUCAACCAAAACAUUGCGACGAAGCUUGCCUGGGUGGACGGCCCAGAAAACCCGUGGCGACAGAUUAUACUCCCCCUGUCCCAUGCCUCGCCGAUCGUGCGCUACUCCUUGCUGGCCAUGUCGUCGGAGGAUCUCACACAUAAAUAUACCAUCGACCGGCCGUACUUCCAUCAACUGAAAGCGCAGUCGCUGUAUUACCGGGACAAAGUCUUAUCCCUCUUACCACAACAUCUAGAACGUCUUUUGAAAGCCCCCGUGUCGUUUGAUUGUGCGAAUCAGGCACGGUUCGCUCUGGCAACAGUCCUCCUUCUCUACAACCUCGAGCUCUGCGCGGCCAAGGCCACGCAACGGCGACUACACAUCCAGGGGGCUCGAGCAAUCAUACAAUGGAAGCUUCAGGCGAUCGGACGUCACCUACCCCCCGACGUCGCCGAUAAUUUUCUCCGUUAUGAGUACUACUUCACCGCCGUCUUCAACGGCUUGACCACGUUUGAUGCCACCUACGAUGUCAUUGACGAUAUCCCAAUUCACGACAAAAUUGCCGUUUUUGGUGACUUUGUCCGGAUCAUGCACUCUGUAACCCGAGCGGAGCGACGUAAGUUUAGUGGUAGUUCCGAUAUCGAAACGACACGGGUGGAAGAUAUCGUGGACGAAAUUGAAACGGCGAGAGGUCGAGCGCUCCAGCUGAAUCAGAUCAUGCGGUUUCAAUAUCCCGACGCGCGACACGAUUUCGAACACUUGACACACAUGUAUUACCAUGCGAGUUUAAUCUACAGCCACCGUGUGCUCUCUGACUUCGGUUCAUCCAACGACCUCAUUCGGGCUUCUCGAGACGCGAUUCUCGAACACUUAUCGCACCUCAUGGAGCGGGCAUAUUUCGCGCACGACCUGGUCUGGCCACUGUUCGUCUGUGGGACGGAAUGUCGUUCCCCGGAUCAGGAGGACGCCAUCGAACGGGCGCUUUUGGGGGUGAUUCGUCUCAGCGGCAGUCUGGAACGACGGCGAGUUUUGUCCUUUUUAAGGAUGUUUUGGCGGCUGGAGGGCGACGAUCGGCCGGUGAAUUGGAUUGCAAUGGCCAGGAGUCGCGCGGCCGACUGUAGCUUUUCUCCCAAGACUAGCCAUCCCAUCAUGGACCCGCCCACGGUGGACAAGAUCACCGCAGAUUCCAACCUCGCAGCUCUCGGAUACACGCCAGAGUUGUCGCGCAAUCGAUCAACAUGGCAGGUAGUCUUCAUGGUUUUCAUUCUGGCCUCCGUGCCGUACGGUCUCUCGACGACCAUGUUGUACUCCAUUGCCGGAGGCGGCUCGGCCAAUAUGAUCUGGGGUUGGAUCCUGGUAUCCCUGAUCAUGUUGUGUGUCGCCGCAUCGCUCGCCGAGGUGACAUCCGUCUAUCCCACCGCCGGUGGUGUCUACUACCAAACCUUUGCCCUGUCCCCCGUUAAGUAUCGCCGAGUGGCCGCCUGGAUCUGCGGCUGGUCCUUUAUUGCCGGCAACAUCACCAUCACCUUGGCUGUGAACUUCGCCACGGCGCUGUUUCUGAUUGAGAGUCUCAAUGUGUUUACCGACGCUGCAGGUGUCGGUAUCACAGAAGACUUUCAGGCCUAUCAGACCUAUCUGAUCUUUCUAGGCAUUACACUCGUCUGCCAUGUCAUUCCUGCCUUUGGGAAUAAGUGGUUGACACACCUGGAGACCUUUGCCAUCUUCUGGACCCUGGUAGGCGUGACUGCCAUCAUCAUCACCAUUCUGGUCGUUGCCAGUAACGGCAGACACUCUGCCAAAUAUGUCUUCACCGAUUUCUCCCCGCAAUCCGGCUGGCCAGACGGUUGGUCCUUCUGUAUCGGUUUACUGCAGGCUGCCUACGCGCUCUCGGCCACCGGCAUGAUCACCUCCAUGUGUGAAGAAGUCCGCGCGCCAGCCAUCCAAGUUCCCAAAGCGAUCGUCGGCGGCCUCACCCUGAACGCCCUGGCCGGUCUCGCCUUUUUGAUCCCCAUCGCGUUUGUCCUCCCCGAUAUCUCCUACCUGGCGAAUCUCCCCUCCGGCCAACCCGUGCCGCCCAUUUUCAAAGCCGCCACCGGCAACUCCGCCGGCGCCUUCUGCCUGCUCAUCCCAUUGUUGAUCCUCGGCAUCAUCUGCGGUGUAGGUUGCGUAACCGCGGCAUCCCGAAGCGUCUGGGCCUUCGCCCGCGACGGAGCCAUCCCAGGCUCCAAGUGGUUCAAGAAGGUCGAGCCGCGCCUCGACAACAUCCCCCUGAACGCGAUGCUCCUCGGCAUGGUAAUCGAACUCCUGCUCGGCCUGAUCUACUUCGGCUCCACGGCCGCAUAUAAUGCCUUCUCCGGUGUCGGUGUCAUGUUCUUAACCCUCAGCUACGCCUGCCCAAUUGCGGUCUCCCUCCUUCUCCGAAAGCGCCAAGAUAUCAAGAACUGCAGCUUCAACCUCGGCCCCCUGGGUCUGUUCUGUAAUAUCGUCUGUCUCGCAUGGACCUGUCUCGCCAUCCCGCUCUUCUCCAUGCCCACAUUCAUGGACGUCACCCAAGAGACCAUGAACUACGCCUCCGUCGUCUUCGUCGGUUUCUUCAUCAUCUCGGCGAUAUGGUACUGGGUGUGGGGUUAUCAGAACUACGCCGGUCCGCCGACGGAAGAGGGCAUGGAGGGCCCCCACGGCCAUUCCGAAUAG
Molecule: messenger RNA, 3021 nt
Organism: Aspergillus nomiae NRRL 13137
Lineage: Eukaryota; Fungi; Ascomycota; Eurotiomycetes; Eurotiales; Aspergillaceae
Product: putative amino acid permease
Exons: 6
Coding region: 40-3021 (993 amino acids)
Biological process (GO): transmembrane transport; regulation of DNA-templated transcription
Cellular component (GO): membrane
Molecular function (GO): zinc ion binding; DNA-binding transcription factor activity, RNA polymerase II-specific; transmembrane transporter activity
Source: RefSeq, a predicted model, not a curated record